Ornithodoros turicata is the source of this 3153-nucleotide messenger RNA. RefSeq names its product sterile alpha motif domain-containing protein 3-like. The record is from RefSeq and is a predicted model, not a curated record. Lineage: Eukaryota; Metazoa; Arthropoda; Arachnida; Ixodida; Argasidae. Bases 1460 to 3076 code for a protein of 538 amino acids. The transcript is spliced from 10 exons.
AGACGGGUUUUCGGGAGCUGCACUUUCCAGCUGAAAGGAACUUUAUUAGUAAUGCCUUUCUUUUCAACAGGAAAGUGCAGCACGCAAAUAACCCAGUUCAGAUCUGGUGCAGGAGGUGCAAGCGAAAAGAAUGCACGCUGAUGGGCUGGAUGACCCGUCUAUUUGCAUUGGGGAUGCACGCGACUCUUAAGGCUCAAUUCUGGGCCGCGACAACCCGCUUGCUCCCACAGUACUCGUGUGAGCCUGCCAGCGCUGCUUAUUUCCAGCGUAGGUCUUCAUGGGAACGGAAGUUUCUAUUCUUCCUUGGGACGUGUAUAGGGAUCGACAUGCUUUACCGAGCGCCACUACUCCCGACUCAAUCGGAGAGACGAGCAAUGCGCGCAGAAACAGCGCCGAAGCGUUUAUUUUCAGCUCAAAUUACAAUGCGUGUCACGCGGCGCUGGUGCCGCCGAACUGCACGAGUCUUACGUUCUUGAGUAGUCUUGAGCCUUACGCCGUGUAGAGUUCUUUGCUCUACUCGGCGAUAUCAAAAUGAAUCGUGCAUGACACGCAGUUACAGAGCUAUGAACGUUACAAGGGCGACAUGUUUUCGUUGCAAGCGGUUUUAGGAUGUGUACCCCCCUACCAAAAUUGAAAGACUUUUCACGCCAAAAAAGUCGAAAAAGCGGCUGCGAUGUGCUUCCAGUUGAUGCACUGGCAAGGAUAGAAUAGUACUGCUUACUGUGAAUAACGUCGUCCAACAGACCGGUGGACAACCUACAGCCACACCGUCAGUUAGGGCAUUCCUGAAACUGAAACUGUAGUACAAGCGCAACACGUUGUUGAGUCAUGGAGCGAGAACGUCGGGACGAGCUGGACUGGGUAGGAGGAAGACAAUACUGAUAUCUUAACGUUAACGCUUCAUUCGCAGGCUCGUGUCACUCAAUUCAUACCGCCAUAGAGGAAAGAAAGAAAGGAAGUAAAGCUGGUAAAGCGUCUUGUACAGACACGCUCACAGCUGUGGCUAAACACGAGCAAGCAACCGAAAACCUGCAACUGCAGCACUCGAAAACGAAACCAAAACGAGCUACUGGUUGGGCCAACUUUCGCCAAUUUACAAAGUAAUGAUAAACUUGUAAUGUUUCAGACAAAACUAAAUGGAAUAAAUAGGACAACUGGCUCAGGGGUGGGUACUUGAAAGGGAGCGAAUUCUACCAUGGUGACGAGAGAUUACACUGAGGACACUGAGUGAAAGAAAAACGGGUAGGAACACUUUAUUACAAUUAAGGUGAACAAGGCUUUCGUGCAGAGUCUGCACUUGAUCAGGCUGCUCUUCAUCAGAAGUAGCAAGCGAGCUGAUGGUAUAGAUCGGGUUUUUAAGUUAUGGAUCUUUACCGUGGUGAAUGGCCCCAAAGCAGUCUUGGAAGUCAGAAGCCAAGAGCAUCCAAGCCAAAGCUCCUGGCGGGUUGCAUGUGGUUGCAUGUGUGUUGUCGCCCGUCUGACUUCUGCGUCCGUUGAGUAUUCCGCAUUUGGUAUUUUAUCGACGAUGCCAUCCGUGACAUGCCUGAUCACAAUCCCACACGCCGACGUGAGGCGUAAAUGCCAACUCGAAGACUGUACGGUGUCAGCGUUGAGGAAGGCGAUCGCCGAGUCGAGCAUUUUGGCGCCUAAUGUGGAUGAUAACGUAAGGUUCCAGAUCCUUGACGGGGAUUUUAAUGAGUAUGUUGAAUUGGACGACGGCGACCAAAUCCCCAACAUGUCGUGCGUUCGAGUGAUCCGCCCAGGUCCAUCAUCGGCAUCAUCCACGUCAAACAAUGACCACAGUGAAUGUAUGCCUACAGCUGCAGAGUCUACUUCAGAACCCCAUGCGGGCACCAGUGGGAGCGGGCAAUUUGAUAUUGUGGUGAAUGAUGCUGAUCAUGAUGGCAAAGGCUUUUCCUUCCCUGAUUUUGGGACGCUCCAUGCAAUAAUAAAGCCCGAUGUGCCUCUCACGUCCUCUGCACACAAAAAAAUUAUCAAUGCCCUCUACCAAUCCAUGAUCAAGUGCAGCAUAACACCAAAUAGAGGAUUCUAUAUGAAAGUUGUAUGUGAGCUCCUGAAGCGAUACCCCAGUUUAGCUGAUGUAGUAGGACCCGGACAUGACUCCUGGCUUGCCUCUUUACGAACGAAGUUCAAGAAUGAAAGACGUAGGUUGCCCGAUGACCAGAGGAUCAUUGAAAACAGGGUGAAGUAUGGCGGUCAAAAGCGAAAGAGAUCAGAUGGCAACGUAGAGGAGGAGCUGAAGCGGAGGAAACUACACGGACCUGUCACGGCCGAAGUCACUGUAUGCAGUGUUGCGAUCGAGGGAGAAGAUGGCAAUUUUCAAGAUCUUGAGGACUGGCUAAUCAAAGAAAAUGAGAGUGACUCGCCAAAUGAAGAGUUAAUUGAUUGGAAGAUGACAUUAACCUUGAAACAACGAACUGCGGCCAUUGUAAGCGUUCCUGUGUUGCAGACCAAGCUCACAUACCCGUACCUCAUGGACGCAACAAGGUUCUUCAAGGAGUUUGAAAGACGUUAUGACAGACAUCCCCUCCAGUGUACUUCUGCUGCAUUGCAGCAAAUCCGGACACUUGUACUCAGGCAAAAGAUCAAAUGUAAAGAAGAACUUCGAGAGCAACUCCUUGCUGAUGAAGAUCGAACAGGCGUUUGCGAGAGACGUCGGAAACAUUUGCUAGCUGUUCAUACCCUGGAGAUCAUCAGUGCCUGUGUGAAGCAGCGCAAGUCACCAGCGCACUUGUUUGUCAAAGAUGGCAAGCCUCUGGAGGUCUGGCCCUCAGUUGUGUUCACAGGGAAUAAUGUCGAAGAGGCGGAGCACAUGUUCCUCCAUGUAGAUAAGGUCUCUCUCUUUCGGGUCAUUGACCUAGAGGAGGGGCUCGCAGCAAUAAUGGCAGCGUACUGGAUUUUCCAGAUUGUUUACCACAAAGAGUCAUGCAAUGUAUUGUGUGCCCUUGAAAGACUUUGCCUUAAACUUUCCGAUUCGCGUGCCAGGCCCCCCGUGGUUAAGUUUUUUAAUCGCUACAGAAAGGAAUUCGAAUCUGGGGCAGAAAACCUUGUGUAGCCGCUGUGGCUCUGAUGUCAAGAGCUUAGUUAUGUUAGCAGCAACUUGAAGAAAUAAACAUGUUCCUCUAUCCAACA